Molecule: messenger RNA, 954 nt
Organism: Helobdella robusta
Lineage: Eukaryota; Metazoa; Annelida; Clitellata; Rhynchobdellida; Glossiphoniidae
Exons: 3
Coding region: 1-954 (317 amino acids)
Source: RefSeq, a predicted model, not a curated record
AUGUCGGUUGGAUGUUGUGGACCCGGAUUAUAUGAUUCACGUGAAUUCUUAUACGAGCCCACUCAUACAUCCAACAAAUUUUACUUCAAUCGCGGCAACUCCAGCUGCUGCUUUAGCAGUUUAUUUUCAACCUCUCAAGAUUGUUUAUUAUCAUGUAUUAAAAAUUUUAAGUGCGACAGCGAGUUCUCCAGUCCAGUUUACGAUUCCAAUCUGUAUGGUAUCAGCAGCUGCAACUGUUGCAAUUGUCAUUACGAAUGCAACUGCGGUUAUAACUGCGGUUAUAACGGAAGAUCGUGUGGUUGUUGCACUAACUUUGGGGGCUACGAUGGGCCCUGCUACUUUUCUGCGAUUCAUAACUCUGAGAUUCCUUUUUCGUUUGGUUCUAACGAUUUGAAUAAUCGUUCUAUGAGCGGUCCGUAUGUCAGUAACUUCAAUUACGCCUACUGCCAGUUUCUCCCAAUCAAUUCCAUUCCGCAAAUCGACCGAUCCAAAAAUUUCCACAACGACAUAUCAGUAACUGAAAUGAAGAAACGGGAGUGCAACCGCUACCAACCUCCCAACAACCAUUAUCAGCCUUUCAAACCAAAAUGCUUCUCAUUCAAGUUUGAGAAAGCAAAUGAAGAGAAUGGAGGGAAGCGGAAUAGCAAGAGCGGUUCCAAGUCACCCAAUGACGUGCCUCUAACUUACGAUGAAGAAGAUAAAAGAAAAUCCAGAAGUUCUCCGUUAGAAUUUUUUUUAAAUUUUCAGUUACACGAUCAACUUUUAUCUAACGAUUUUUUUCAAUUUUUUGAUAGAAAACAAACAGACAAAAAAGUCGUUAAACCGUCAAAAAAUGAUAAAAAGGAGAAAAAAGCAGAAAAAAAGGAGCAAAAACAAGAUGGCAGAAAGGGUAGCAAAGACAAAAAAACAAAAAAAAAAGCGGAAAAUAAAAAGAAACCACCAAAGAAAAAAUAA